AUCCCGCCGGUCCCCGCUCGCCGCUGAACGUAUGUUUUGAGUCGACUGCUGAGUGAAUACAUGCUACAUGUGCUCGCAACAGACCUCUACACGAUGGCGGAUACACAAGAAAAUAAGCCCAAGGUUCCGUUAACAGGAAAACUUCCUUCGGUUCCUGAGUCAGUACUCAAAAGAAGAAAAAAUCGUCAGGCAUCUCAAGCCCAUCGUCUACAAGUGACCAUUAAGAGGAAAGCAGACCAGGCUAAAAAGAGAAGACAAACCUUAAAGACGGCUGAACAAUUUGUAAAAGAACAUCGUUUAAAACAGAGAGAUAAUUUGAGGAUAAUCAGACAUACCAAAAAAACUGGUUUGACGACUGAAGUUCCUAAAAAUAACGAAUCGAAAAUUGCCUUUGUUAUUCGUAUCAGAAGUACAAACCAAGUCUCACCUAAAGUGAAGAAAGUAUUCCAGUUGUUACGUUUGAAGCAAACAAAUACUGGAAUAUUCUUAAAAUUGAAUGAAGCCACAAGAGCCAUGCUCGAUGUUGUUGAUCCAUACAUCACUUGGGGAUACCCCAACCUUAAGUCAGUGAGGGAACUUGUACAGAAACGUGGAUUUGCUAAUAUAAACAAAGAAAGAGUUCCAAUCACUGGAAAUGCCAUGAUAGAAAAAGAAUUAGGUGAUAAAAAUAUAAUUUGCUUUGAAGAUUUGAUUCACGAAAUCUUCACAUGUGGUGAAAAAUUCAAUCAUGCAACUGGCUUCUUGCGGCCAUUCAAGCUUAAUAAUCCAAAUGGAGGUUGGCGCAAAAAAACUUUGCCUUUUACCAAAAGUGGAGACUAUGGUAAUCGUGAGGAUCAAAUUAACGAACUGAUUAGGCGAAUGCUUUAAAUCAUAGGAAAUGUAUAUAAGUCCAUAACUAUUUUGUAAAACCGUUAAUAUGUUAGUGCUUACUUUUUAAAAGUAGAAACCUGAAAAUGAUAGAUGUAUGUUUUUAGAUAAUUAUAUAAUCAUUUUUGUACAUAAAA
Molecule: messenger RNA, 1004 nt
Organism: Trichogramma pretiosum
Lineage: Eukaryota; Metazoa; Arthropoda; Insecta; Hymenoptera; Trichogrammatidae
Product: 60S ribosomal protein L7-like
Exons: 5
Coding region: 61-867 (268 amino acids)
Biological process (GO): maturation of LSU-rRNA from tricistronic rRNA transcript (SSU-rRNA, 5.8S rRNA, LSU-rRNA)
Cellular component (GO): cytosolic large ribosomal subunit
Molecular function (GO): RNA binding; structural constituent of ribosome
Source: RefSeq, a predicted model, not a curated record